Messenger RNA from Aegilops tauschii subsp. strangulata, 1518 nucleotides. Its product is annotated as F-box/LRR-repeat protein 13-like. The record is from RefSeq and is a predicted model, not a curated record. Lineage: Eukaryota; Viridiplantae; Streptophyta; Magnoliopsida; Poales; Poaceae. Gene Ontology annotation, molecular function: protein binding.
AUGGCGCCGUCGCACAGGCAGGGAGGAGACCGGCUGAGCGCUCUCCCCGACACGGCGCUGGAGCGCGUCCUCUCCCACCUCGAGUCCGACGAGGCCGUGCGCACAAGCGGGCUCGCACGCCGAUGGCGGCGCGUCCACGAGGGCGUCCCCGUCGUCCACCUCGUCGACACCAAGACCGGCGAACGGAACCGCGGCUUCGGCGAGCUCAAGGUCUGCUACGACCACCAGGUGACGAGCGCGAUCAUGGGCAAGGGCUCGGGGACGCCGAUCCGCGUGCUGCGCCUCGACGCCUUCUACCCCCCGUACGAUCUGCUCGACCAGUGGAUCGUCACCGCCGUGAACUCCGGCGUCGAGGACCUGGACGUCGAGCUCAGGUACCGCGAGUCCGGCCUGGGUGGCCGCCUCUGCCCCUUCACGCCCGACCUCUACGGACGGAAAAACUCGGCGGACUUCGACAAGAGCGACCGUAACAGGUACACCCACACGCAGCGCCACAUCUUCGGGUGCCCCACGCUCCGCCGCCUGCGCCUGGUGGGAUGGAGGCUCGACAUGCCGGAGAACUUGGCCAUGACCAUGGCGUCGCUAGAGACGCUCUGCCUCGCGAGGAUCAUGGACCCGCGCGGGGAGCUGCAGCGGCUGAUCUGGAGCUGCCCGCGCCUCGCCAGCCUGACGCUGGAGCAGUGCCCGAGCAUCAUAGAGAUCACGGUGGCCAGCCCCUGCCUGCGGAGCUUUGCCAUGAUCUGCUGCCACCACGCCACCGGCGUCGAUCUGCAGACCACCUGCCUAGAGUCGCUGCACUACAAGGGCGGCCUUCCUCCCCGCGGCUCGUCCUUCAUCACCGUCGCAAACUACGACGGAGUCAAGGCGGUGAGGAUCGAAAUCUGCGAGAAGCUCUCCAGCAAAGCACCAGACGACAUCGCACCGGUCACUACGCUCAUCCGCAGCUGCAAGAAGAACCUAAAGUAUCUCCACCUUUCCUUGCGCCCGUCGAUGGCCUACUACAGCAGCCUGUUCACAAGCCUCCUGCGCUCCCUAGACAGCCUCACGCACCUGAGCCUCCAGGGCUGCUUGCCCACCGAAGACGCCGUCCGGUCGGUCUCUGCUUUGCUUGUCGACGCCAAGAACCUGAAAGUACUGUCGCUGUUUCCUCUGGGUCCAGAGCCUCCAAAGAACAAGAGUAUGCGGAUGUACAGGGACCAAGACGAUGACAAAUCAGAUUCAGAUAGUGAGCCAGAAGAGGGCCCGGCCGUCAGCGAUGGCGUCCAGUACCGAAUGCCCAAGACUCUGUGGAAGGUGCAGGUCAGGUGCUUGGCUUACAAGAUGAGAAGAAUCAACAUUGGAAACUACAAAGGGCGGCCUCUCGAAAAGAUGCUUGCAAGGUUUCUGCUCUCCAGGGCUGCAGCGUUGGAGGAAUUCUCUGUCACCUUAGCAGCUGAAGUUCAUCCGCAGAAGGAUGAGAUUACAAAGGAGUUACUAUCCUGGCGACAAAACCGCCGUACUAGAGUAAUAUGCAAGUAG